UGUGUGUCCCCGCCAUAUUGUCGUCCUGUGUCUUUGACUGCGGCCCCCAGGUCUCUCUCCUCGGUAUCUCUGUCCCCUCUACUGACAGCAGGAGUCGCAGGAGGUCACCUGGACGCCCGGUGACUGGAAAUGGAGUCAGUGACCUUGGAGGAUGUGGCUGUGAACUUCUCCUUGGAAGAGUGGACUAUGCUGAAUGCAUCCCAAAAGGAGCUCUACAGAGAUGUGAUGCAGGACACCUUGAGGAACCUGUCCUAUAUAGGUGAAGGAAACAAAUGGGAACACCAAAAUAUUGAAAAUGAGUAUGAAAAUCUCUGGAGAAAACUAAGUAGUCAGUUGUUGGAGAGACUCUGUGAAUAUACUGAAGGUCAUCAGUGUGCAGAAAUCUUUAACUGGACUCCAGAGUGUGCUGUGAACAAGAAAUCGUGUCCAGUUCCCCCAUAUGAAAGCCCUGUCUAUGAAGAAGUAGUUAUUGGCCAUUUAUCUGUGAAUGUCUCCCCUCAUCCUCACCCAGGACACAAACCAUUUGACAUUCAGGAAUAUGGAAAAGAAUUAUAUAAACACAGAGAAUCUGGGAACGUCUCCAAUUCUUCCACGCCUUUUCAGAAACAAAAAAGAACUCACACUGAUGAGAAACCUGAAACUAGUCACUGUAAGGAAGAGUCCGGGUGUCUCACAUCCAGUCAAAGUGAUGAAAAGACCUCCAGUGGAGAACAGCGCUAUGGGUGUAAGCAGUGUGGGAAAGAAUUCACUUCUUCCAGCUCUUUUCGAAGGCAUGAAGAGUAUCACAGCCGAGAAAAAUCCUAUGUUUGUAAGCAGUGUGGGAAAGCCUUCCCCUUUCCUAGUUCCCUCCAAAUACAUGAACGAAUUCACACUGGUGAGAAGCCCUAUAUGUGUAAGCAGUGUGGGAAGACCUUUGCCCGUUCCAGUUCCCUUCUGACGCAUGAGAGAAUUCACACCGGAGAAAAGCCCUACGUGUGCAAGCAGUGUGGGAAGGCCUUCACUGAUCGUAGUUCACUUCGAUUCCAUGAAAUGAUGCACAGUGGCGAGAAACCAUAUAAAUGUACGAAAUGCAGUAAGGCUUUUGCUUCCUCAGGCGCCUUCCGAAAACAUGAACGAACUCACACAGGAGAGCAACUCUUCGUGUGUUUGCAAUGUGAGAAAGUUUUUAGCUGUGAAAGUGCUUUUCGAACACACAAAAUAAUUCAUUCUGGAGAAUGUGUAUGUAAGCAAUGUGGCAAAGCCUUCACUAGUCACAGUUCCGUUAAGUACCAUGAAUUGAUGCAUAGUGGAGAGAAACCCUAUGUAUGUAAGCAAUGUGGGAAAACCUUUAGGUCUCCAAAACAAGUUCAGAUUCAUAAGCGAACUCACACUGGAGAAAAACCUUAUGUCUGUAAGGAGUGUGGGAAAGCUUUUACUUUUCUCGGUUCCCUUCAAUACCACGAAUUGAUUCAUACUGGUGAGAAACCCUAUCUGUGUAAACAGUGUGGGAAAGCCUUCAGGUCUUCUCGUCAAGUUCAGAUACACGAACGAACUCACACUGGAGAGAAACCGUAUGUGUGUAAGCAGUGUGGCAAAGCCUUCUUUUCUCUGUAUCAUUUAAGAAGACAUGAGGUAAUUCACAGUGGCACGAACCCCUACGUUUGUAAGCAAUGUGGGAAAGCCUUUAGUUGGUUUAGUACCUUUCACAGUCAUAAACAGACUCACACUGGUGAAAAGCCCUAUUUAUGCAAGCAAUGUGGAAAAGCCUUCUGUAGUCGCAUAUCAUGGAGAAGACAUGAGAAAGCUCACACCACAGUGAAGCCCUAUGCGUGUGUGCAGUGUGGAAAAGCCUUUCGUUCUCCUAGUUAUCUCAAAAUACAUGAAAGGAUCCACACUGGGGAGAAACCCUUUAUAUGUUCUCAGUGUGGGAAACCCUUCCGUUCUUUUCGGUAUGUCAAAUCACAUGAGAGAAGCCACACUGGAGAGAAGCCCUUUGUGUGUUCAGAAUGUGGGAAAGCCUUCAGUUAUUAUAGCUCUUUCCAUAGACACAGAAGGACUCACCAGGCAGUAACCUCGAACACAGAACUAGAAGAGACUCCAUAACACCUGUCAGACUGCGUGUGAAGAAAACUUCUGUAAAGGUUAAGCGAGUGAAACACCUGGUUCUUGGGUAAAGAAAACUUUAGGCCAGACAUGGUGUGGCACAUCCUUAAUCCCAACACUUGAAAGGCAGAGGCAGGGAAUCUCAGAGUUCAGGGCCAACCUGAUCUACAUACUGAGUUUCCAGUCACCGAUGACUACAUAGUGUGACUGUUUCAUAAAGGGAAAAAACAUGUGUGUCUGAAGAGCAAGUCUGACUGGAAGAGAUGGCUUCAUUUGGCACAUGUGCAUAUGCUUCCCCAGUAAAAUCUUUGCUUGGCAAAGCACAGUAAACUCAAGAGUACCGAGUAGUGGCCCAGUCCUUUCACGGGUUUUCGUUUGUUCAUUCCCAUAAACAUCAGCAGUGUGAAGGACUGGAUACAAAUUUUUGUUUAAGAAUGCCUUAGAAAAUGCAAAAUCUGAAGAAACUAUGUAAAUAUAUUGAACUUACUAGAAUUUACUAGGGAUUUGUUUCUGUUUAUCAGAAAUAGUCUUGCCAUGUAACCCAUUAUAAAUCUUGUUUCAACCUCUAGAGUGUGGGGGUGAAAGAUACCUGCUUCCACAUGCCGCAUCAGUCAUUCAUACUUCCCCCACCCCUCUGAUUUCCCCAGACAUGGUUUCUCUGGUUUUUCUCUGAAAAAUCAGGUAGUUUUUUCUUUUACUUUAAGUUAUAUACAUUCACUGGUAGUAUACAUGUUUGCUUUCUCGAGACAUGGUUUUUGUGUUGUACUGGCCAUCCUAGAACUCUAGAUCAGGCUGGUCUCGAACUCAAAAGAGAUCCAGCCGUCUCUGCCACCCUAGUGCUUGGAUUAAAGGUGGGUACCACCACCACCCAGCAUUUUUUUUUUAAGAUUUAUUUAUUUUUUAUUUAUA
This is a messenger RNA of Mus pahari (shrew mouse), 2991 nucleotides long. RefSeq names its product zinc finger protein 709-like. Gene Ontology annotation, cellular component: nucleus. NCBI's taxonomy places the organism in Eukaryota, Metazoa, Chordata, Mammalia, Rodentia, Muridae. The transcript has 5 exons. The record is from RefSeq and is a predicted model, not a curated record. Gene Ontology annotation, biological process: regulation of transcription by RNA polymerase II. Gene Ontology annotation, molecular function: RNA polymerase II cis-regulatory region sequence-specific DNA binding; DNA-binding transcription activator activity, RNA polymerase II-specific. The coding region runs from base 130 to 2082 and encodes 650 amino acids.